UUCAUCAGUUACUGCUCAAAACAUAUUUAAAACAAUAUAGAAGACAUGAAGUUUGCACUUGGCAGUUUUUUCCUUACGACUAUAGUCUCCUUUAAUUCUAUUGAAUUAAGUUCAGAGAUGAAGUUUCCAUUCUGCUCAUCGACGAAAUGCCUUCCAUUAGACGAUCAAGAAAAUCCUCCUCGUCCGAGGCCCCGAAAUAAUCGUCUAUCUGGUUUUGCAAUGUACCGAGUAUUCAUGCGAACAUUCGGGCAAAAUCGAAGGCGUUUUGUAGCAAGAAGGAAUGCUCAUGAAAUUCAGCAGCAGAAUCAACAAAAUGUUCAACAUAACCAAGAACAACAAAAUAACCAACGUCAAGAAGACCAAUAAUUUGGAUCUGGAUCUACCUCUGACAAACCACUGCAGGAAAAUUAAAAUAAGUUCAUUUAUGGUUUAAAAUUGAAAAAAAUUUGAGAUUUCAUUUAUGUUAUGCAUACGAAUACAAACUUAUUCUUGAUAAAUUGAUAAUAAAGUCUGUAAUAAACCAA
This is a messenger RNA of Belonocnema kinseyi, 524 nucleotides long. RefSeq lists its product as uncharacterized. The transcript is spliced from 2 exons. The record is from RefSeq and is a predicted model, not a curated record. Bases 46 to 366 code for a protein of 106 amino acids. Lineage: Eukaryota; Metazoa; Arthropoda; Insecta; Hymenoptera; Cynipidae.